AUGGCACAACAGCCUCUCGUAAAUCGUGUUGGUACACUUGUCAGGCACCCUCAAUUCAUUUGGUGGUGCGGUCAUUGUGUCGUAUUUUUUUGUUCUCUUUUUCAUUUAUACUAUUGGCUCACUUUUCGCGCUGCUGAAGGAGCAAGUUAUUAUUACACAGCCUAUUUGGGUGCCAUGUUGAGUUAUGGGGUCGUUAUUUACAAAUCAUUUGGUACACCAGCACCAACCUGGGAAUACUUUCAAAAAAUUAAUAGAGAUGAAAAUGUGUUUUAUCUUGUGCUGGCAUGCGUAUGGUUUAUGAAUGCGUCAGUAUUCGUUUCUGGUUCUUCUUCUUCACAUUCAUCAUCAGCUUCGCCUUAUGAACAAUACGCAGCAAAUGUUUCGAGGUUCAUUCAAAGUUGGGUUCAUAAAAAUUACGACAAGGCAAUGAGGACUGUUAGUUUCGUCGAAGUUGUUGUUAUUACAAAUGUGCUAAUUUGGAAUGUUUUGACGUUUUUCACAUUAUUUGUGUAUUUCAUAUUUCUUCGUAUGCGAUAUCAUAUGAAUACAUAUACACAGCAAGCAUUUUCGGACGUAGCUCGAUUUUUGGACGGGUUGCUGUUACCUUCAGCAAGUAACAAUGUUCAUCCUUACGUCACAAAUUUGUAUCGACAGGCCAAAUCUGCAGUUAUUUGGGCUGGCCGGUUUCAACCACAAUCUGGCCGGUUUAAUUCACAAGGUGCAAAUCCACCAGCCGGUCGUUUCCAGCCGCAUGCUGGAAGCGCACACUGA
Molecule: messenger RNA, 771 nt
Organism: Cetraspora pellucida
Lineage: Eukaryota; Fungi; Glomeromycota; Glomeromycetes; Diversisporales; Gigasporaceae
Source: the annotation of a GenBank genome assembly